Closterium sp. Naga37s-1 is the source of this 3021-nucleotide messenger RNA. Lineage: Eukaryota; Viridiplantae; Streptophyta; Zygnematophyceae; Desmidiales; Closteriaceae. The record is from the annotation of a GenBank genome assembly.
AUGCCAGGCGAGACGCUAGCUCUUCCGGCGCCGCCGCCGGGCGGCUUGAAAGACGCCACGCCGUCAGUCCUGACGGCCGAAGAACGGUCUGGGCAGCAGAAACCGGCAGAGAAGCCGAAACCGGUGGUGGUUGCGACGCAGACGAAGACAAUCGGAAUCAUUCAUCCUCCUCCCGAUAUUCGCAGCAUCGUCGACAAAACCGCCACCUUCGUCGCCAGAAACGGCCCGGAUUUCGAAAAGAAGAUUCUCGCCGCGAACAAAGGCAACGUCAAGUUUAAUUUCCUCACACCCACCGAUCCCUAUCAUGCGUACUACAGGCACAAAAUUAACGAGCAGCUUGCGCAGCUUAAUCUUCCGGCUCAGCCCGAACCUAUAGCGUCCGAGCCUGGUGCAGGUUCGGCAGCUGGCUCGGCAGCCGGAGCUCCUGCCGGGGCGGCUCCGGGAGCAGCCGGGGCUGCAGCUGCGGUUGUCAAGCCUGCAGGCCCCGCAGGGCCUUUUCCGGAGGCUGGCAAAGACACGGCGGCAGCAGGGACUUCGGCAGCAGCGGCGAAGCUUCCGGAUCUGCCCGAACCGGAGCAGUACACGGUUCGGAUUCCGGAAGGCAUGUCCGGGCAGGAUUUGGACGUGAUCAAGCUGACCGCUCAACUCGUGGCGCGAAACGGAAAGACGUUCCUAACGGGUCUGAUUAGCCGCGAGCACAUGAACCCGCAGUUUAAUUUCCUCAAGCCCACGCACAGCCUAUUCACCUUCUUCACCGCUCUCGCUGACGCCUACUCCAAAGUGCUAAUGCCUCCUAAGGAGGUAUUAGACAAGGUGAAACGCGACGCGGGGCCGGGUGGGCAGGCGGCGAUAAUGGCGCGGAUCCAGACGCGGCUCGACUACGAGAAAAAGCAGGAGAAGGCGCGGAAGAAAGCGGAGGACGAGAUCGAGCAGGAGCGAUUACAGAUGGCUUUAAUCGACUGGCACGAUUUCAUAGUCGUAGAGACGAUCGAAUUUGCGGACGACGAGGAGGCGGAGCUGCCGGUUCCGAUGACUAUAGAGGAGGUGAUUAGAAAGAGCAAGCAGCUGGGCGCGGACGAGGAGCUCGAGGCGGAGGACGCGGCGGCCGUCGCGGCGGCGGAGGCGGGCGCGAAGCCGGGGACGAAGGCGGCGGCGGCGGCGGCGGAGAAGGCGAAGGGGGAGAAGGAGGCGGCGCAGACGAUGGACGCGGAGGAGAUGACGCUGGUGGAGGAGGGCAUGCGCGCCGCGGGGAUCGCGGAGGGGGAGGGGGGGAAGGGCGCGGAGAAAGGGGAAGGGGAGAAGGCGGAAGGGGAGAGGGGAGGGGAGGAGAUGGAGAUGGGGGAGGAGGGAGGUGCGCCUGCUGGUGUUCCUCCGCCCCCACCACCACAGAUGCCGCCGCCGCCGCCGCCUGCUGAAGUGGAGGAGGUGAGUGGGACGUGUGUGCAGGGGGAGUGGGUCAGGGCAGGGCUGGGUUCGUUCGUUUGUUGGAAAUGUUCGUUUGUGAUGAGCUGGGUGGGGAAUUUCAGUGCUUUGGUCCUUGGAAUGCGCAUUGUGCGAACUAGAAGUGGCCCACCCACACUAUUCCCUCUCUGUCCGCCCACCCCCUUUUCCCCACCCCAACUCCCCUCUUCCCCCCCUUCCCCCCCUCUCCCCCCCCCCCUCCCUCUUUCCCUCUCUCACCAGAACGAGAUGGACAUGGAAGAGGAGGAGGAGGAGGCACCAAUGCGCAUCGUGCGCAACUGGAAGCGACCGGAGGAGCGAGCAGCUGCCGAUCAAGACCCCACCAAGGUGGUGGUGUCCCCGAUCACGGGCGAGCUGAUCCCGAUCGCGGACAUGGCGGAGCACAUGCGCAUCUCGCUCAUCGACCCCAAGUACAAGGAGCAGAAGGAGCGCAUGCUCGCCAAGCUGCGCGAAAACACCCUCGCCAACGAUGACGAGAUCUCGAAAAACAUCGUCGGGCUGGCCAAGACGCGCCCGGAUAUCUUUGGGACCACCGCAGAGGAGGUUUCGGAGGCCGUGCGGGCGGAGAUGGAGAAGAAGAAGGACGAGGGCGCGCCGAGCCGGGUCAUGUGGGACGGGCAUACGGCCAGCAUCGGCCGAACCGCCACCCAGGCCUUGCAGCAGAGCCUUGCUCAGCCGCCCGCCGUGGAGAAAAAGGACGAGCCGAGCCGCCCGGUUUCGGGCCCACAAGCCCCGGCUCCGCCUCCUCCUGCUGCUCGUCCUGCUGCUCUCCCGCGCCCUCCUGCCGGGGGUCCCCCUCCGGGCAUGGGGCACAUGCGUCCCGGAGGCAACAUGCCUCCACCCAUCGCCACCAUGGCUGCUUACGGCAUGCCCCGCAUGCCCAUGUCUGGCAUGCCUGGAAUGCCGGGCAUGCCGGGUAUGCCUGGUAUGCCUGGUAUGAUCAACCCCAUGCUGAUGGCUCAGAACCAAGCUGCUGCUGCGGCGGCUGCUGCAGCAGGAGGGAUGUUUGGCAUGCGGCCGCCCAUGAUGGCUCCAGGGCAGCCAGGGAUGGUGCCGGGAGGGUUCCCGGGGUUCCCGGGGGGCAUGCCCAUGGGUGUACCUAUGGGGAUGCCGGGAGGGGUGCAGAUGGGUAUGGGUAUGGUUCCGGGGGGUAUGGUGCCUGGAGGCGCUGCUGCGGCGGCGGCAGGAGGGGGAGGUGGAGGGGAGGAUGAGCAUGAUGCAAAGAGGCAGAAGACAGAGGAGAAUCUGAUUCCGGAGAAUGUCUUCCUCGCACAGCACCCGGGCCCAGUGCGGGUGGUGGUUAUGCUUCCCUCUGUGGAGGGCGAGCCGGCACUCAACGGGCAGAAGGUGGAGGUGCUGGUGUCGUCACUCAGCGAAUCAACGGGCGCAUUCAAAGAGCAUAUUGCGCAGGCUCUGGGUGGCAGCGUGCCGGCCAACAAGCAAAAGCUCAGUGGCAAGGCAGGCUUCUUCAAGGAUUCGCUCUCCCUAGCGUAUUAUAAUGUUGGGCCUGGAGAGGCGGUGGUUAUGAGCUUGAAGGAACGUGGAGGCAGGAAGAAAUAG